CCCCUUUUUCGAUCCGGGGCCGGGCCAGGGAGGCCGGGUAGUGGGCCUGCGGGCGCAGCCGGGCGGCUGUGGGCUAUGGCCCGCUGUGGAGAGCGCGGCGCAGCCCCUGGAAGCCUUCUGGGGUCCCCUGGAGUUUGCAGUAAGGGGUUACCAAAGAAGGGGCCGUGUGAGCGGCGCCGGCUGAAGGCGGUGGUGUCGGAGCAGCUCAGCCAGGACCUGCUCAGGCUUCUAAAGGAAGAAUUCCAUACAGAUGUUACAUUCUCUAUAGGUUGUACUUUAUUCAAAGCGCACAGAGCAGUCCUUUUAGCAAGGGUUCCUGACUUCUGUUUUCAUACUAUUGGACAGACUUCAAACAAUUUAUCAAACCAGGAGCCUGUUGCUGUGGAAAAUGUUGACACUUCAGACUUUAGAACAUUUUUACAGAUUGUGUAUUCAUCAAACAGAAAUAUAAAAAACUAUGAAGAUGAAAUUCUUAGAAAAAAGUUACUGGAGAAUGGAAUACCACAACAGAAACUUGACUUCAAUUUUCAAAAAUGUAAAAAGUCGUCUGAUUGUGCUCUUCAGAAGCGUGAAAUUCAAGAGAAUAUCAGUGAGAGAGAUGACAGUUUAAUUUCCAAUGAUUUUUAUGACUUGGAACCUGCAUCUGAAUUAGGAGAAGAUUUACUGAAGCUUUAUGUGAAACGUUAUUGCCCAGAUAUUGAUAUUUAUGUUGACGGAAAAUGUUUUAAAGCUCACAGGGCCAUUCUAAGUGCCAGAUCUAGUUAUUUUGCUGCAAUGCUGAGUGGCUGUUGGGCUGAAAGCUCCCAAGAGUAUGUUACUCUUCAAGGUAUAAGCCAUGUAGAAAUGAAUGUUAUGAUGCAUUUUAUAUAUGGAGGAACUUUGGACUUUCCAGACAAAGCAAAUGUUGGUCAGAUACUCAAUAUGGCUGAUAUGUAUGGACUAGAAGGAUUAAAAGAAGUAGCAAUCUAUAUUUUAAGAAGAGAUUACUGUAAUUUCUUUCAGAAGCCUAUUUCCAGAACACUGGGGUCCAUUCUUGAAUGCCUGAUUAUUGCUCAUUCAGUUGGGGUGGAAAGUCUUUUUGCUGACUGUAUGAAGUGGAUUGUAAAGCAUUUUGCAAGAUUUUGGUCUGAGAGAAGCUUUGCAACUGUACCUCCUGAGAUUCAGAAAAAUUGUCUUACCAUGUUGAUUCAGUCCUUAGAUGAUAAGAAUGCCGCUUUUCUUCUGAUGGAAAGUGACAGGCUCAUCAUCAGUCUACCCAGAGUGAAGUGGACAGAAGCAGCACUGACUAUGGCCUCCCAGCUUCAAGAAGAAUGUAUUGGGUUUAUUGUACAAAACUUUCCGAAGAUCAUUCAGAGUGAAAAUUUUGCUCUUCUUUUACAGUCACAAGCAAUGAGCAGCACAGCUGACUUGUUGGACAAAAUUUUAAAAGCAAUCGAAGAAAACAUUACCACUGAAAAUAGUUGCUCUCUUCUUAUGGCUCUGGACACAUUGCUAACCUCUGAAAGUACAAAGGAAAUGGGUUUUACGUGCAAGAUCCAGGCUCUGCGUGAUAAGCUGUGGAUCUUCCUGGUUCAGUCUUUCUAUGCUGUUCGUCACACAGAGAGCUGGAAGCUGAUGAGCACAGAUGAUCAAGAGAAAAUCCAAGCAGCUGCAUUUGACAAAGGCGAUGAUCGAAGACUUGGCAAAAAGCCUAUAUUCAGUAGCUCUCAGCAAAAGAGACAAUUUUCUGACUCCAGUGUUUUAAAAAACAAGUCUUGGAGGGGAAAUAACAAGAAAGAGUGUUGGAAUUAUCUCUCUACUAAUCAGAAAAUGAAAUCUGAUGGAUUAGGAGCAUCUGGACACUCCUCAAGUACUAGUAGAAAUAGCAUAAAUAAAACUUUGAAGCAUGAUGAUGUAAAAGAAAAGCCUGGAACAAAAGUAGCAUCUAAGCUUACAAAAGAAUUAAAAACUGGGGGGAACAAUGUUUCUGGAAAGCCCAAAACUGUAAUAAAGCCCAAAGCAGAAAACGGUAAUGCAAAGUUGGAAAACAUGUCACCUAGACAACAUGUGGAAAGAUCAGCCAUGUCAGCAACAACUGGACAGAAAAAUCCAUUAACUGGAAAAGGAAUAAGAAAUCAGGAAGGGCAGAUUACAGGUGCCAGGCCCAAGGUACUCAAUGGAAACUUAAACCCGCAAGCCAAAGCUAAGCCCUUGAAGAAAGUGACAGGGAAAGAUUCUCCAUGCCUCAGCAUUGCAGGACCCUCCAGCAGAUCCAUUAAUUCAAGUAUGGAAUUGUUGUCUUCCACUGAUGAACCAAAAGAAAAUGGAUCAAUAGGAGAAGAGAAACCUUCUGGUCAUAAAUUGUCCUUUUGUGAUUCUUCAGGACAAAUGGCGAAAAAUAGUGGAAACAGUGUCAAAACUUCCAUUGCAGUAAAAUCUCGACCUGUUUCAAGACUUACCAAUGGAACAUCAAAUAAAAAAAGUGUUCAUGAACAAGACACCAGUAUAAAUAACAGUCUACUAAAGAAAGUCAGUGACAAAGGAAAUAGUGAUCCAAUACCACAGGCAAUUUUGAAGAAAAAAGGAAACGGCAAUGGGCGAGUUACAGUUCAGCAGAGGACAAAGAGUGCCACAUGUAACCUGGCUAAGACUCAAGGAUCCCAAGGAGAGUCACCAAAUUCAAUAAAAUCUUCAGUCUCUUCAAGGCAGUCUGAUGAAAAUGUGACAAAGUUGGAUCACAAUGCUACUGCAGAUAAACAAACGCCUAAGAGAAAAGUUAUCAAGCAAGGACACACAACUUCACCUAAGGCUAAUGCGAAAGUAGUAGCAAUGCCUAAAAACCAAAAUCAGUCAAAGAAAGGUGAAAUUUUGAGUAAUAGAGAUACAAAACAGAAAAUGCUAAGUGGGCAGGUUAUAUCGAAAACUCAGUCAUCUUCCCAAAGAGCUUUAAAAAGUGAAACAUCUAUUGUCCAAAAAAGCAUGCUUCAUGAUGUGGGUGAUAAUAAGGACAAAGACAGUGUUUCUGAACCGAACCCUCCCGAAGCUGUAAUGAAGGUCACAUCUGAAAUCAGUAGUGCAGAAGCCUUCCAGUCAUCAUGCAGGCCUGACCCACAAAAGUCAUUAAAUGAUCAAGAGAAAGAUAAGUUGGUGUUAGAGUGUCAAAAUAAUUCAGAAAUGGAUAAAUCAAUAAAAUAUGAGCUGGAAUCAAACCAGAUUUGUUCAGAUAAAAGUGAAACAAAAUUUUCCAAUCACAAAGAAACAUAUCACUGCAAGGCAGAUAAAAUACAUCGUCAGUCUGUUGGGAGUCAGAACGUAGAUUCAAAAUGUUGUAGCUCUCUUGCCCUAAAAUCUGUGAUUUCAGAUGCACAUGAAAACUCCUUGAACUCUAAUCCAGUUUGUGAUUUAGACUCAACAAAUGUGGAGCAAACCCAUUCAUUACCAGAUAGGGAGAACCAAGUAGAGAGAAAAGAUACAAACAAAAAAUCACGCAUUAACUGUCUGAAAGAUGUUUUACCUUGUGUUCCUGAAAGGACAAAUGGUACCUUAAAUUCUGUUCUGGAUGACAGGAAAUCUAAAAUUAAUGUACAAGAACUGACAAUUGCUAGUCAGUUGCCUGAUGACUCUGCCGUGAAUGAAAACAAACAUACUACAGCAGACUCAGAUAUUUCCUCCAAAGGUUUUCCGGGACAACUAUCAGGGAAAAAUUCUCCUAAAAACAUGGAAACAUUGGAAACCCCAGAAAGUCGUGAAACUCCAGAAGCUCCAUUUAUGGGUCACUGGAAUUUGAGUACUGGUGUUCUGCAUCAGAGAGAGAGUCCUGAAUCUGACACUGGCAGUGCCACAACAUCCUCUGAUGACAUAAAGCCCAGAUCUGAAGACUAUGAUGCCGGAGGGUCUCAGGAUGAUGAUGGGUCAAAUGACAGAGGUGUUUCUAAAUGUGGAACUAUGCUGUGCCAUGAUUUUCUUGGAAGAAGUAGCAGUGAUACCAGUACUCCAGAAGAAUUAAAAAUCUAUGAUAGUAAUUUAAGAAUUGAAGUUAAAAUGAAAAAGCAAAGUAGUAAUGAUCUCUUCCAAGUUAAUUCAACAAGUGAUGAUGAGAUUCCUAGGAAAAGGCCAGAGAUUUGGUCUCGAUCUACAAUGGUCCACCCUAGGGAAAAAGAAAAUAAUCCACGCAGCAAUGUGCAUUUUUCUCAGGAAAUAGAUCAAGUGUCUUCUUCAGCAGAUGAAACAGAAGAUGAAAGGUCUGAAGCUGAAAAUGUUGCAGAAAAUUUCUCUAUAUCUCACCCAGCUGCUCAGCAGUUUCAGGGAAUAAUUAAUUUAGCUUUUGAAGAUGCAACUGAAAAUGAAAGCCGUGAGUUUUGUACAACUAAGAAGUUUAAAAGAUCAGUUUUACUUUCAGUAGAUGAGUGUGACGAACUGGGAUCUGAUGAAGGGGAAGUCCAUACUCCUUUCCAGCCUUCUGUAGAUUCUCUUUCACCUUCUGAUGUUUUUGAUGGCAUUUCUCAUGACCGUUAUAGAAGGACCUGCUAUUCCAGAUUCUCACAAGAAAAUGAUAGUAUUUUGGAAUGUAAACAAGAUAAAGGCAAUAGUAUAUAUAAAAAUGAAAGCACUCUCCUGGGUCUUAGUAACAUUGACUCUUCAAGAAAAGAUAAACAGAAUAUUUCAGCCACAGAAAAAAUAAACAUGGUAGAUGUCCUGUCCAAAGGAAGCAGACAGCUUUUUCCAGAAGAUAAAAAUGUAAACAGUGGAAACAAUGUGGAUAAUAACUUUCAACAACGCAGCAAACUCUUGGAUGGUGAUAUAAAAUCUCAUGAAAGACCAUGUCAUUUGGAGCUUCAUCAAAGAGAACCCAAUUCCGACAUACCAAAGAACAGCACUACAAAAUCUUUAGACUCCUUUCGGAGUCAAGUUCUGCCUCAGGAAGGUCAAGUGAAAGAGAGCCAUUCUGCAACUACCGAAAAAGCUAAUAUUGCUUUAUCUGCAGGAGACAUUGAUGAUUGUGACACACUGCCACAAACCUGCAUGUAUGACCAUCGGCCUUCAAAAACCCUCUCUCCAAUAUAUGAGAUGGAUGUAAUAGAAGCACUUGAGCAGAAAAUGGAAUCAGAAACACACGUUACAGAUACAGAUUUUGAAGAUGAUCAGCACUUUGCAAAACAAGAUUGGACACUACUAAAGCAACUGCUCUCUGAGCAGAAUUCAAACUUAAAUAUUACAAAUUCUCUUCCUGAAGACUUAAACUUAGCACAGUAUCUAAUCAAUCAGACACUACUUUUAGCACGAGACAACUCAAAACCUCAGGGUAUAGCACAUGUUGACACUUUGAACAGAUGGGGUGAACUAACAUCCCCACCUGAUAAUUCCUCAGCAAGCAUCACCAUGGCUAGUUUUUCUUCUGAAGAUUGUUCACCUCAAGGGGAAUGGACAAUUCUGGAGUUGGAAACUCAGCAUUAAGAGUGUUAACAUUCAAGAGAAAUUGAAAAUAUGCUACCCCUUUAUUUUUGAUGCUAUAUUAUAUCCAAAUGGUAGUUGUAUUAGCCAGAUUUAGACUGACUGUGACAUUGGGGGGGGAGGGGUCUUUCCAAUUUAUUGAGGUAAACAUAGUUUAAUUUAUUAAAAUGAUAAUCACAUGUAAAAAAAAGUGUUUUCUAAAAUUUUGAGCAUGUUUUCUAUAAUUAGAUAAAUUAGAAGACUUAUAAGGAAAUUCUCCCUUCAGUUUCCCUUUCCUAACUCAUUAUUUGUCUUUUAUUUAUUAUUCGAGAAUUUAAAAGGUGAAUGCACAAGUAGAUCGGUCCUUUUUCUUUUUGCACUGCAUAUGGUAACAUAGUAAUUUAAACAAUAAAAAACUUACUGUGCUUGUGUCGAUUUAUGUAGACUUAGUCUGAAUGACAUUCAAACUCAGAUUGGGGUGGUUGAGGCUAAUAGCUGAGUGUUGGAGGGGGAAAAAAAACACUGGGCUUUCUUUACGAUUCAGGUCCAGAAAGUUGUGGAGCAAGUGCAUCUCAAAUUUCAAUCAAACUCUUACUAAAACAGGAUAAAAGGAAUUUCCUGUAUCUCUCUUUUGGGAAUAUCCAGAAAGAGGCAUCUGCCAUUGUUCAAAAGCAGUGGGAAAACUGUCUUUUCGCUAAAGAUUCCCUUUUUAGUUAAUCACUCUCCAUUUUCCAUCCCACAUUAGAGACAUUUGUGAACUGCACCUACAAUAACCUGGCACUAAAUAUGACCUUGAAAUGGAUACAUAAGGCAAUUGCAGAGUUACUGAGUUUGAAUUGUGCGCUUGUGUACAUGCGCACAUUUAGACAUGCUUGCUUUCCUUGUGAAGCUAUAUAGGUUAGUUGCCUGUUUCCUUAUCUCUUAGUCUACAAUUUUAGUAGGAAGGCAAAGAUAAAAGUCUUUUGUACUAAGUGCUGCUAGAAAGAGAUUACUUGGUUACCUUUAAUAUUGGUAGAUGUUGCCCAUAGGAUAAUGGGAUUUCAUAGUUUAGCCUCUCUCAAAGCUUUGUAGCCAACUCAUAAUUUCUCUAAAAUGUGUCAGAAGAAACUUUCAGGUUAGAACUCCUUUUCUAGGGACCAGUAGAUGGCAUAAUGGUUAUGGUCACUGGACUCCCACGUAGUCAACUGCAGCUC
Messenger RNA from Tupaia belangeri chinensis (Chinese tree shrew), 6602 nucleotides. It is a transcript of the gene BTBD8, whose product is annotated as BTB domain containing 8. The coding region runs from base 76 to 5433 and encodes 1785 amino acids. The record is from RefSeq and is a predicted model, not a curated record. NCBI's taxonomy places the organism in Eukaryota, Metazoa, Chordata, Mammalia, Scandentia, Tupaiidae. Gene Ontology annotation, molecular function: protein binding. The transcript has 19 exons.